CUCUACCCGAGGUGCUGCACAAAGCUUUGUGAAGCUCUCGUCUUUGGCUUAUGAUGCUAAAAGCUCCUAAUCAGUCUGAAGUUUCCUAAAGAGAGCGGCCUGUCUUUGUUUCUUGACGCGAAACGGUUGCAUCGUCGAGGAGCAGGUUAGUUUUGAGGAAAACCUGCUGCCCUGUAAAGUUUGACGAGGUUUGGAUGAACCAUCUUUAGAAGUGUUUGACAGAGGUGUGAGGCAGCGAGACUCGCACCCAGCACUCUCCUGGCAGCCAUGCCGCCUCCGGCAGACAUCGUCAAGGUGGCCAUUGAGUGGCCGGGGGCCUUCCCUAAGCUCAUGGAGAUAGACCAGAAAAAGCCUCUUUCGGCCAUUAUAAAAGAAGUGUGUGAGGGGUGGUCUUUGGGGAACCAUGAAACCUUUGCUCUGCAGAUUGCUGAUGCAACAAAUUUCUAUAUCACAGAAAAGAAUCGCAAUGACAUCAAAAAUGGCUCCAUAUUGCGCCUCACAACUUCUCCUUACCAGACGGCCCUCCAGCUUCAUGAACGGAUUCAGUCAUCCAGCAUGGAUGCAAAGCUGGAGGCAUUGAAAGACCUGGCCAAUGCGUCCCGGGACAUCACCUUUGCACAGGAGUUCAUCAACCUGGACGGCAUCUCGCUGCUCACUCAGAUGGUGGAGAGUGGGACUGAGCGCUAUCAGAAACUUCAGAAGAUUAUGAAGCCAUGUUUCGGUGACCUGCUGUCCUUCACUCUGACGGCCUUUGUAGAGUUGAUGGACCAUGGGAUUGUCUCCUGGGACACGUUUUCUGUGGCCUUUAUCAAAAAGAUUGCCAGCUAUGUGAGCAAGUCAGCCAUGGACACGGCGGUACUGCAGCGUUCCUUGGCCAUCCUGGAGUCCAUGGUGCUCAACAGUCAGGAUCUCUACCACAAGGUGGCGCAGGAGAUCACUAUUGGACAGCUCAUUCCACAUCUUCAGGGGACGGAUCAAGACAUUCAGACCUACACCAUCGCUGUCAUCAACGCUUUGUUCCUCAAAGCUCCAGAGGAGAAGAGACAGUUUGAUGAGAACAUUGUGGACAUCCUAAAUUGUCCUCUGACAGAGAUGGCCCACAUUCUAGCUCAGAAGCAGCUGCGCUCCAUCAUUCUUACUAACGUGAUCCGGAGCCCCACACCCAUUAAUGAUGAGAUGGCACAUCAGCUGUACGUGCUUCAGGUGCUCAACUUCAACCUGCUCGAGGACCGCAUGAUGACCAAGAUGGAUCCUCAGGACCAGGCUCAGAGGGACAUCAUCUUUGAGCUUCGAAGAAUUGCCUUUGACGUGGAAUGCGAGCCUAACAACGGCGGCAGCAUAGAGAAACGUAAAUCCAUGUACACCAGAGACUACAAAAAGCUUGGCUUCAUUAAUCAUGUCAAUCCAGCCGUGGAUUUCACCCAGAUUCCUCCAGGCAUGCUGGCUCUGGAUAACAUGCUUUACUUUGCCAAACAUCACCAGGAUGCUUACAUCAGGAUUGUUUUGGAGAACAGCAGCAGGGAAGACAAGCAUGAAUGUCCGUUUGGCCGCAGCAGCAUCGAGUUAACCAAAAUGCUCUGUGAGAUCCUGAAAGUCGGCGAGCUUCCCAGUGAAAACUGUCAUGACUUCCACCCCAUGUUCUUCACCCACGAUCGGUCUUUUGAAGAAUUCUUCUGCAUCUGCAUCCAGCUGCUCAACAAGACCUGGAAGGAAAUGAGAGCCACCAGUGAAGACUUUAACAAGGUAAUGCAGGUGGUGAGAGAGCAGAUCAUGCGAGCGCUCUCUCUGAAGCCUAAUUCCUUAGAUCAGUUCAAGAGUCGCCUGCAGAACCUGAGCUACACAGAGAUCCUGAAGAUACGCCAGUCUGAGAGGAUGAAUCAGGAAGACUUUCAGUCCCGGCCCAUUUUGGAGCUGAGGGAAAAGAUCCAGCCAGAGAUCAUGGAGCUGAUCAAACAGCAGAGGCUAAACCGCUUGUGUGAGGGAACCUGUUUUAGGAAAAUCAGCAGUCGCAGGAGGCAAGAUAAGUUCUGGUACUGUCGGCUGUCUCCGAAUCAUAAAGUCCUGCACUAUGGAGAUCUUGAAGAGAGCCCUCAAGGAGAGGUCCCCCAUGACUCUUUACAGGACAAAUUGCCUGUAGCUGAUAUCAAAGCUGUUAUCACUGGCAAAGACUGUCCUCACAUGAAGGAAAAAGGAGCCCUCAAGCAAAACAAGGAGGUAUUAGAGCUGGCCUUCUCUGUCCUCUAUGAGUCGGAUGAAUACUUGAACUUCAUCGCUCCUGACAAGCAUGAGUACUGCGUAUGGACGGAUGGUCUGAAUGCCCUCCUGGGAAAGGAGAUGACCAGUGAUUACACCAAAAGCGACAUGGACACCCUGCUCUCCAUGGAAAUGAAGCUCCGCCUACUGGAUCUAGAAAACAUCCAGAUUCCUGAGGCACCGCCCCCAAUUCCCAAAGAACCUAGCAACUAUGACUUUGUUUACGACUGUAACUAGACCCUCAUUCCCAAUGCCUGAACCCCCCCCCCUGCCCAAACCCAGUCCGCACUGUCUAUAUUCACUGGACCAACCGCCCUUUUUCUCCAAAACUGGAAAAAGAAUAAAUAAAAAGUGAGGAAUGUUGAGUAAAAAGAACUGUGGGUGAGCUCUGGUUUCUGAUUAGAGCUUUAAAAGAGGAAUUAUGUUAAAUAUUGAUGUGUUUGCACAUGGGGGACUCGGGGUGUCAGUGCAGUCAUCAGGGUGGAGAAGAAAAGCCAGGAAGUUCGUCUGUCUCCACAUCGCUGCCAUAGCUUCCCUCCUGUGACUGAUGUUUUCAAACUUUCUCUGUUGCUUCCUUCCCGCAUAGGUCCUCGCUGUCUUCUUGCUUCUGUAGGCGCUUUGAAAUUUCACUCUCUUCACCUCCCUUGUUGUCGUUAGUUCUCUUUCUUUUUUUUUUUUUUCCUCAGGGGUUUUUUGUGAGAAGGGACAAAGAAGACAGGAAUCAGGAUGACGGUUUGAUUUUUAAGUUGAAGUACCAGAGAGACAUAAAGGAGGAGGGAUUUUGUUCGUCACCCUGUCCGAAGUAUUUCUUUUUCUGUCACAUUUCCAUUUGUGGCAGCUAAAUGGAGGCUGGAUGACACCCAGCAGAUCCAUAGAUCCUUAAAAUACUUCAUUGUUUUGGCUCAGUCUCAUUUUAAAAUACUGAAGACUGUUUAAAAAAAAGUGUUCCUCAAAAUCCAGCCACUUUACCACAGUAUUUUUUAUAUUCAUAUUGAUUUUACUGAAAAAAACAAAUGCUGCUCAUUACUUGUACAUACAGUGGCAGUGCCAUCAAACAACAGUAAAAGAGCCACCAUUGUUAAAAAAAAAAACACAAUCUUGUCUCUCCCUACUUCAAGUUUUUUUUUUUAAAGACUGCUGUAAACAACAUUCCUAAGCAAUAUUGGAGCUUUCGUUCUGUUUGUCAUUUGUAAGAUGAUCAUCAUUUAGUAAUUUUUAAUUGUGAACAGCCUGGUUUUAGGUGUUUGGUAAAGGGAAUUAGACGUUUUGAUUUGUCACUGUGUUUAUCAGACUAUAAAGGCCACAAAGGUGAAAGUUUAUGUAUUUUUUUUUUUUUAUUUAAAAAAAUGAUCAUUUUUAUUCCUAGUAUGAUUUAUAUUUGUCCUCCCUAUUUAAUGACUUUUUUUUUCCAAAGCCCCUAAAACUGCUGUUUACAUUAAAAAAUAAAUAAAA
Molecule: messenger RNA, 3705 nt
Organism: Cyprinodon tularosa
Lineage: Eukaryota; Metazoa; Chordata; Actinopteri; Cyprinodontiformes; Cyprinodontidae
Gene: elmo1
Product: engulfment and cell motility 1 (ced-12 homolog, C. elegans)
Exons: 23
Coding region: 268-2490 (740 amino acids)
Biological process (GO): cell motility; actin filament organization
Cellular component (GO): guanyl-nucleotide exchange factor complex; plasma membrane
Source: RefSeq, a predicted model, not a curated record